GAUGAAGAAGCUGUUGUGGAUAUGGGCAAGAUCAGCUCUACUAUCAAUACAAACUUUGAGAAAGAAGAACUAGAGAGCCACAGAGCUGUGUAUAUUGGAGUUCACGUCCCAUUUGCAAAGCAAGGCCGUCGACGGCAUAGACAUCGUGGGCACAGGCAUCACAGAAGAAGAAAAGAAAAAGAAACAGACAGAGAGGAUGGCCGAGAAUCUCCAUCAUAUGACACACCAUCCCAGCGAGUACAGUUUAUCCUGGGUACUGAAGACGAUGAUGAACACAUUCCCCAUGAUCUCUUCACUGAAAUGGAUGAACUUUGCUUCAGGGAUGGAGAAGAAUAUGAAUGGAAAGAAACAGCUAGGUGGCUAAAAUUUGAAGAAGAUGUUGAAGAUGGUGGUGAUCGAUGGAGCAAGCCUUAUGUAGCAACUUUGUCUCUGCACAGUCUCUUUGAACUGCGAAGCUGUAUUCUUAACGGGACGGUCAUGUUGGACAUGAGAGCAAACACACUAGAUGAGAUAGCAGAUAUGGUUUUGGACAACAUGAUUGCAUCUGGCCAGCUGGAUGAAUCCAUAAGAGAGAAUGUGAGAGAGGCUCUUCUAAAAAGACACCAUCAUCAGAAUGAGAAAAAAUUCAGCAAUCGGAUUCCUCUGGUUCGGUCUUUUGCAGAUAUAGGCAAGAAACAUUCUGACCCUCACUUGCUUGAACGAAAUGGACUAUUAGCAUCUCCACAGUCAGCGCCUGGCAAUUUAGACACUGGGAAAAGUGGAGACAUUAAAGGUACUGGGACAGGAGGAAGCAGAGAAAACAGCACGGUUGAUUUUAGUAAGGUUGAUAUGAACUUCAUGAGGAAAAUUCCUUCAGGAGCAGAAGCAUCAAAUGUGUUAGUGGGAGAAGUAGAUUUUUUGGAAAGACCUAUUAUUGCUUUUGUGAGGCUUUCUCCUGCUGUGCUUCUCUCGGGUCUCACAGAGGUUCCAGUUCCUACACGGUUUUUAUUUUUGUUGCUGGGACCAGCAGGUAAAGCUCCACAGUACCAUGAAAUUGGAAGAUCAAUAGCGACACUUAUGACAGAUGAUGUUUUCCAUGAUGUUGCCUAUAAAGCAAAAGACCGAAAUGAUUUGUUGUCAGGAAUUGAUGAAUUUUUAGACCAAGUGACAGUCCUGCCUCCAGGAGAAUGGGAUCCAUCUAUACGAAUCGAGCCACCAAAAAGUGUUCCUUCCCAGGAGAAAAGGAAGGUACCUAAAUUUCCAAAUGGAUCUGCUCCUACAGGAGAGAUUCUCAAAGAAGAAGGCCAUCAUGCUGGACCUGAACUUGAGAGAACUGGAAGAGUGCAAUAGAGUCUCUCUUUGGAGCC
This is a messenger RNA of Mesitornis unicolor (brown roatelo), 1346 nucleotides long. Its product is annotated as sodium bicarbonate cotransporter 3. Gene Ontology annotation, molecular function: sodium:bicarbonate symporter activity; monoatomic anion transmembrane transporter activity; solute:inorganic anion antiporter activity. The coding region runs from base 22 to 1329 and encodes 435 amino acids. Gene Ontology annotation, biological process: transmembrane transport; bicarbonate transport; regulation of intracellular pH. Lineage: Eukaryota; Metazoa; Chordata; Aves; Mesitornithiformes; Mesitornithidae. The transcript is spliced from 11 exons. The record is from RefSeq and is a predicted model, not a curated record. Gene Ontology annotation, cellular component: plasma membrane; apical plasma membrane; basolateral plasma membrane.